This is a messenger RNA of Pelagomonas calceolata, 2671 nucleotides long. NCBI's taxonomy places the organism in Eukaryota, Pelagophyceae, Pelagomonadales, Pelagomonadaceae. The record is from the annotation of a GenBank genome assembly.
CGACACACUAGGCUUCAGUCUGAUUAUUGGUUCAUUUUGAACUCAUUCGAGCCCUUCGCACGACAGCGAAGCGCACGACUGUCCAAUCGCCGCCGCAUCACUUCGCGCUCAGUACCACGAGCACACCGCGCGCGCACCGGCGGGGCAGCCCUGGCAAUGCAGCCCAGCCUGUGAGCACCAAUGGAGGACUACGACGAGACGCGCGCCGCAACAGACACAGGAGACGCAAGUCACCACCGCCGGGACGACGUCGACGGCCUGCGCUGCCUCGCCGUCGCCGCCGUCGUCGCCUUCCACGCGGUCGAUGAGUACGACGCGGGCUUUUGUGGGGUUGACGUGUUCUUUGCGAUCAGCGGUUUUGUGGUCGCGGCCUCGCUCAAAAGGCGAGAGCGCACGUCCACACGCGAGUUCCUGGUCGACUUCUACGCGCGGCGAGCGAAGCGGCUGGCGCCCGCGCUGUUUCUCACGAUCCUGGCGACGGCGAUUGGUCUUAGACUCGUGCCGCUACACGAACGCGACGCUCGCAUAGCCUACGACGCCGCACUAUGUGCUUUAGGCGGUGCGUCAAAUAUAUUCUUCGCGGUGCUUUUUACCAAUGAAAAAAAACGAGAAGCGAGGAGCUCGACCACGGAGCCGGCGGGCUACUUCGCGUCGUGGACCCGGACGGAAGAAGACGUCUUCCUCCACAACGCCGAGGCGGACCCGUUCCUCCACACGUGGUCGCUCGGCGUCGAGGAGCAGUUCUACCUCGUCCUGCCUUGUUUAUUUUUACUCGCCCAUUCGGAGCGCAUCCUGAACGACAACGUGGCUAUUGCGGUCGCUUUGGUAGCGUGUGUACUCUCGCUCGUCUGUGGGAUCGUUUUGCAUGUGUUAGGCGAGGCCGACUACGCCUUCUAUUUGCUACCCUCGCGGUUGUGGGAGCUCGCAGCGGGCUGGCUCGUCUGUGAAUUAAAUAGAGACGUGCCGGAGCGGCAUGCGUUGAAAAUUGAUGUACUAGGGGCCGCUCUAUUAGCGUGCGCGCUGGCCGUUUCGAAACCACACCAGUACCCGCUUCCCGGCGCGCUGCCCGCCAUUUUGGGGACGUGCUGUAUCUUGAUGAAUCCCCACGGCAAACUGAACGCACUACUCGCAAAAAAACCGUUCCCGGAGAUCGGCCGCGCGUCGUACGGCCUCUACCUCUGCCACUGGCCCCUUUUAGUGUUAUUACGGCUCGGACUCGCCCACCAGAUCCUCGCGACAUGUAUUGCUCUGGUCAUUAGUCUUCCGCUGACCUAUGUUUCGUUCACUUACGUCGAAACGCCGGCGCGCAAGUGGGCGCCCAAAAGACGCGCCGCGCCGCUAUUUGCCACUCUAUUUGGUUUCGGGGCCUGCGCCAUCGCCGUGAGUCAGCUGCGGCCGGGCGACCGAUCAUCAUCAAGUUCAGGCGGCUACCCGGCGGAGGACGCGCUACCGGGCCCGCCCUUCUUCGGCGCCGAGUUCGACCCGAACGCGUGGGAGCGUAUCAAUACAAACGCCACGUGCGGCGCGGAAGCGUACUACGCGUCUUGUGACGUCAUGGACAGAGGCGUGCCGUGCGCGUGUGCCACGAAUUGUACGGCCACGACGCACCUCCCGGAAAAAGCGGGGCAGGGCACCAUACCCUGCAUGCGCACCGCGACCCCCCAGUGCCAGGGCUGGUACAGUACAAAUUUCGACGCGGGGAGCUGGCCCUUUGGUGUGUGGCGGUCGGAGUGUUUCUUCCUGUCGUCCGCGGUCCGUGACUCUGUGUAGAACUUGACGCGGUCUUCAUGAAGACGUCGACGCGAUGCCACGCCGCCUCGACGUCGUCGAAGCGGCCGCACGAGAGGAUACGCGCCUCGCGAGCGAGCCGUCGUCCCGCGCAGGCCGGCCAGAGCAGCUUCUCCUCCGAGAACGUUCGUAAUUGCCUGGCACCCUGCGGCGCGGCGCGGACCGCGUAUUUGAUAGGAGACUCGCACGCGGGCUCGCACGCGGCUGGUUUAGCCGCAUCUUUACAAGCCUACGGCAUUGAAUUAAGGCACGCCUUCGCGGGCUACGGCUGCUCCUUCGCGUCGGACGCCUUCAACGAGAAGUUGUUAGAUCCGGUCGGGAGCGGCUGGGCCUACGGGAAAUGCACGGAAUGGGUCGCUACCGUCAAAGCAGCAUUGGUCGAGUUCGCGGCGCCCGACGAUCUGAUCUUCACAACCACAGCAGCCUGGAAGUACGACGUCGUUGGUAAUGUUGAUGUGGCAUUCGUGGAAGAAAUAGCGACAAUCGCGCCCCUGGUCGUUUUGGGCGACGCGCCGCUGCUGAGAGGUAUUUUUGGAGUCAACUGCGCCGCGCCGGAGACGCGGCCAUCGUGUCUUACGGAUGAGAAGGAUACGAUUCCCGACGGCGCUUUACUCGCGGAGGAGACCUGGGCUGCGCGGGGCGUACGACACAUCUCGGUGCGGGAGCUCUUCUGCUCGAAUGGGCUGUGCGAUACAUACAUCCCGGGCACGGAUAUCCUAGGAUUGGUGGACUACGGCCACCUGACGACGGCGGGGUCUUUGUACCUGGCGCCGUUCCUGUCGUGCGCGCUCGAGGGACUGGGGCUCGUCGACGCCGCCGUGGCCUCUGAUGACGGAGAGUGUCUGGGGUCGGUGACGGACUUGUGAUAAGUAUAUAGUGUGUA